AUGGUGAAAUCGAAGAAAGCAGCUUUAAAAUUAGCGAGAUCAUCGGGUCACAAAAAAACAAGAGAAGUCACAAACAAUCCUUUUGAAAUACAUACAAAUAGACGAAAACAUGAUAUCUUGGGAAGGAAGCUUAAACAUGAUAAGGGCUUACCCGGGAUUUCAAGGUCAAAAGCUAUAAAGAAGGUAAGUAUCACUUUAUAGGGAAAAGAUAAGAGUCCAUUUGGAAGGAAUUAAUCUGUAAUAUCUUGGAUGAAAGGGAACUAUUUAGUUUAAAACCGUUAAAUCAUCAUUACUUUCGGAGAGCCUUCUAUUGUAAGAAAAGCUGUUGCUUCCAUGUAGCCUCCCUGCCUUUUAACACACCUGGUCUGAAGCAUCUCCAAAAAUUCCACCUCCAAGACCAUUAAUAAUCAUCCCUACUACUUUCACAUAAAGAGCUACUCAAGACAUGUAAUAGACACUUUUUAGGAUUGUUUUUAGAAUUAACAAAUAGAUUUCCAUGUUGUGGUGCACCUGUUUAAUUACAGAUCACAGAUGACAUUAAAAUGUGAUGAGAACAAAAAAGUGGCACAGGAGAUGCAGCUGAGUGUGUCAUUGAUGUCCUUACUUCAUUUUGAUAUCAUCUGUGAUCUAUUACAGACCUAUGGCAACAUGGAGCGUAUUUAUUUUGUAUCAUCAAAAAACAAAAUGUUUUCAAGGGUGACAUCAUCUAUGAGUUUGUCCUUGAAUAGAUCUUAAGUAAGAACCAAUCAAAAUGCAGGUAUAGUUUAACAUAUCAUAUUACAUGUUAGUGAUGAUGUGUGUUACAUGGCUAGCUUCUUAGUUGAUACCAGUCCAACUUUUAGUGUCUGUUUGACAUUUAGAGACAAAAGACACUCCUGGUGGAGCACAAGCAAAAAAAUAAGGUUGGUUAUUACAUUGUACUUCUAUCUAUUAGUUUUCAGUAGUCUAAAAUUCCAGAUGAUAUUCACAUCACCUCAAUCAGGCAAAAUCAGAUGUCUGUUUGCAGGUACCAUCCAUAAGUGCCCUGGGCAUUAUUAAAUUUUUGGAGCUUGAGAGUGGGUACAUAUUCAAAGAUGGAUGUUUAUUAAACAUUCACCAGUUUUUGCACGCACAUGGAAAUUGUGAUUGAAUCUUUUAGGAGAAUUCCAGUUUUCUUAUAGACUGUCAGACAAUGAGAGAUCAUAAAACAGGAAUGAAAUAAUAGUCAAUACUCCUCUUGUGCUUCUUUUAUUACCUGCAAGGUGGGUGCCUAUUCGAAUAAAUUUGUUAUAUUGGAUAGUAACAUCGGUAAAGCUAAUUAUGAGGGGAUAGAGUUAUGUUAAGGAUAAAUUCUUCUACAUAUCAUUUGCUGUCAAUUCAUAAUCUAACUUGAUAUUUGAUAUAGUAAGUACACUUUUUCUUCCAGAUGAUGUUCAUGACAGGGGUAUUGUCUGUAUUUAUUCCUAGGCAAACAUGUUUAUUGAUCGCCGGUUUGGUGAAUAUGAUGAAAAAAUGUCACUGGAAGAGAAGAUGUUGAAAAGAUUUACAAUGGAAAAAAAGGUGUGGUUGAUCUAACUUUUCCUGAGAAUACUGCAGACUGUGAAGGGUGGAAAAUCUUCUGUAGAUGUUGUUGGUUGAUUGAUAGAGAUGAUGUUUUAUUUACUGGGACUGAUAAAAGCUUACAGGAGAAAUCCUUUAGUGACUGCACUACCAUUUGUAAACCUGCAUUGCAAUUUGAUAAAUUUAGAUACAUGGAUAAUCAUACUGACAUGACUCACCUAUCUUAAAAAGUUCUGUCUCUUAUUGAAGUUUUCUUUAUUGUUAUAAAUAUUAGUUGGAUGUUGUGUAAAAUUACAAUCAAUGUUAGAAAUACAUUUUAUUACAAUCAUGAUAGCUCAUCUGUAGUAGUGCUUUAUAUAUAACAAUACUGCUGUACUUAUCACUUAUGUGCUACAUUCCAGCAGAUGACUGCAAUAUACAUGUACAACAAAUAUAAAACUACAAUGUUCAUUGAAUUUAUUAUACAUACUUUCCUAAGAAGCACAUUUGUCUGACUUUCAUGAAAAUAAUUGAAAAACAAAAUAUGAUAGAUGUAAUAUCAUUACAUAGCAUCACCAUGAUCGGCAUGGAAAGUACAGAUUGGAGGACGAAGAGCUGACUCACUUAGGACAAUCACUUGGUGAUAUUGACAAGUUUGAAGAUGUGCAGCUGAGUGAUGAUGAUGAUGAUGACGAUGAUAUGGACAAAUCUGCAGAAGGUAAAAACUGUAGAUUGAAUCAGUGGUUUUUUUGACUUCCAAUUAGUGACUGAUUUUGUUGUAUGUAUUGGUAUUGACCAGGUUGAUCUAGGUAAGUGAGAUGCAAUUGCACAUCUACAUAAACCUCACUCUAGCUUCAUGACUUUUCAUCCUCUUUUUGAAUACUUUUGGAAACACGUAGUGUGAUGAUCCACCCACUUCCUUUACCAGUUGAUCUUCUCCAAUUAACUUUAGAGCCCUAAGAGUGCCUAGCAUCUAAUUUCUCCUUACAGUAUCAUCCCUGAAUCAAACACAAUGGUCAUGAGAAUAAAGAACAUGAUCACCAACUAAAGACAUUCUUGAUUGUUGAACAAAUUCUUCUUUCCAGCACCUUAGGAAAUGCAAAGAGAGCAAUAUGGAGAAUUUGCAUAUUGAUAUUAGGGUGUAAAGGGUUAAUUGUCUUCAAACGAUGGCAUUGUCAUAAAAAACCAUUGGCAUGAUGCACAAGGGGCAGUUAAUACCUACAUGUAUAAUGUAAUUUGAGUUGUUACAAAGAGGUGUCUGUUAACCCCACAAUGUCUUUGCAGCUGAUCAUGUUAGAGAGUUGCAUUUUGGUGGUUUUCUCACAAAGAAAAGAGCAGAUGAUGAGCAGGUAAUAGUAUUCUUACUGUCAUAUUUUUUCAACAUCUCUACCCUCUUGAUAUCAUUAGUAAUUAUCCCCACUACCUGUUACACAUUUCCCUUUGGAGAAUAUACAAGAAUUUGUUAUUGUAUCAUUUAGAAAAUACCUUCUACAAUAGCAGGUAUGUCAAUUGUUAUCUCCAGUUUAGGAAAUUAUGUUUAGAAAUUACACGGGGAAAUUGCAUGAUAAUUUUUUUUGGGAGUUGUAAGGUUAAAUCAUGUGUUACUCUGGAGGAGUUAACAGUGCAUGGAUUGAGCUCAAUGAGAUUAACCUUCAUUUGUUUGUUAAAUAAUGUACAGGACUGUUUUGUUUCCAUACAUAAACUUAAGUUUGUACAAACCAAGUGAAUAUGAUUUAGACUUCAGGAAAACACAAGAGCAAGAAAGAGAUCAUGGAGGAAGUGGUUGCCAAAGCAAAGAUCAAAAAGGUAAUCAUGUUAGGAUAAAACUUACAAAUUAUUUUUGUUUUUAGUUGAAAAAAAUGUCUUUGACAUAAACAGGAUCAGUACCCUGGAAUCCAAAUAUUUAACAUUGAUUAUAUUCUUAUUUAGAACAUAGUUUGAAUUACUAACAUUCAAGUUAAAUGCAGCAAUUCUAAUAAAACUUUCUAACAAUUUUUUGAUAUUGCAUUUCCAUUGUAAAAAUUUUACUUGGGUGUUUUUUGUCAGCAUGAGCGGCAAAUGGCCAAAGAAGAGACAAUCACCUUAACAGACAAGCUGGAUCAGGAUUGGAGGAACGUCAAGAAUCUAAUUUCACUAAAGGUGAACCUAAGUUGGAAAUCUUGUUGCCUUUAUUUAACCCUUUGCACUCUAAUGUCAUUAUGCACAUUCUCCAUACUGUUCUUUAUAUAUUUCCUAAGGUGCUGACCAGGAGAAUGUGUUUAUUGGUCAAAAGCUUCUUUUGUUGGGCAUCAUUUCCUUCAUUCUCAUGACCUUAAUGUGUGAUUCAGGGGUGAUAUUGUAAGAAGAAAUUAGAUGCUAGCCACUCUUAGGGUUAAAAGGGUUAUUGAUACAGUGGUCAAUAGUAUUACUUUCAGUAUGUUAGAAUGGGACUUUAACAUCAGGCUUAAUGGGAGAAUCUCAGUCUACUUGCUUUUCAAAUCCCAUUUUUGUGUCAUCUCAGCCAUGCUUUUAAGAAGAAUUCUCCUAUGUCAAAAGAGGCAUAAAGUGUUCAAGAAGGUGACUGAUGUGUCCUUUCAGCACAAAGAGGCUUUCACAAAAGACUUUUCAAUUGACUGUGUUUAAUUAAUAUUGCAGAGGCCACACACUGAAGAGGUUGUUUCCAAAGUAGAUGAUUACGACAUUGCUGUCAAACAGUUGGCUUUUGAAAUUAAAGGGAAAGUAAGUGCAAAAGAACAUGUCCCUUAACCCUUUACAAGCUUACAUUAGUAUGCAUUUUCUUUAGUGUUGUUCUCUAUACAUUCCCUGUGGCACUUGCAAAGAGAAUUUGUCAAACAAUCCAGAGCUUCUUAAGUAGACAAUCAUUUCCUUCAUUCUUGUGAAUAAAUGUUUAUGUUGAUAGGUGAUGCUGUUGGAUCAAUUAGAUGCUUAUUACUUUUAGUGGUUAAAGGGUUAAACAACUGCAAAGGAGGUUGUGUCAUGACAGAGUUAAGUCAGUCUCAGAAAAUGAUUUAUCUGAAUAUGACUUAUACUUUGUGUUUUUAAGGCCACUGACAGACUGAAGUCAGAACAUGAGAUUGCCAAAGAAGAACAGGAACGAUUGGAAAAAUUAGAGGUAAAUAUAGCCAUUUAUCCUGUGAAACGACAUCAGUCAAGGAUGAUAUUAUUACGUUUUUCUUUUUACUUUGAACAGUAGUUUAGGAGUUAGAAUAAUGUUUGGAGAUUCUCCUUUGGAGACAAUUUGUUAGGGGGUGGAAGGAACAUGUUUUUUCCCUAGGAAGAGAACAUUGCAAGUAAAAUGUAGUAGGAGUGAUCGAUGGUAGUUUUUUUUUUUUCAAAAAGGUUAUUUAACCCUUUAACUCAAUGAGUGACCAAGACAGAACUCUCCUCAUAAUAUCAAUACAAUAUCAAGCAGACAAAGGAUGAGGAAAAAGAAAAAUGUCAAUGAGGGCAUCAUUAGUUGAUUCACUACCAAAUUCUCAGAACAAACAUAGUGAGAAUGAUAUGGCAGACAGUAAGGAGGAUAAAUAAUGACAUCUUGGGAGUGAAAGGGUUAAAGUGUUGCCAUGGGAGUUUUCUCUCUAUUUACUAAUCAUGAUUUAGCUUGAGCGUCAACGUAGAAUGAGAGGUUUACCUGCUGUGGCUGAGAAACCAAAGCAUAUAUCAGCUGAUGACCUUGGUGACAGGUGAGCAAUUAUGAAUGUUUUGGUGUUGUUUUCAGAUUAUCACUGAGAUUUUACGCAAUAUACACUUGUCAAAGUCAUAUACAGGAAACAUACACACCUUUAUUUCCAGGGUAACACGGUCAGAUGCAAAUGUAACUCUGAUAUCAAAUUUUGUUGUAAUUUGCUUGCCAGUUUCACACCUGCUGUAGAUGAAAGAUUCAUGCUUAGUUACCAAGAUGGAUCAGUACAUGAUAUGGAAGGUAGGUACUCUAAUUAGACAGUCAGUUAGUCAGUCAAGUUAAUUUUUUGUCAGCAAUAAUACUAGUGGCUAUGUUUCUCUCAACUUUAUUUUUUUUGUCCAGUCAUCAUGCAACUCAGAAAUUCAGUGGUUAGCAUAAGGGUGAAAAGAUGAAGUUUUCAAUUUUCAUUGAAUUACAUAGGCAGGGGAGAGGUGACUUGCCUUAGCAUAAUGAUUGUAAAGCACUAUGGAAGAUUAGCUGAAUAGGGCUACAUUGAUAUUUUUAUUAUUAUUAUUAUUAUUAUUAUUUGUGCUGCAUUUGGCUUUAGUUGGGACUCAGAUGUGAAUUGACAAACAAGCUGACUUAACUAUUUUAAUUUAUUACAACCUAAUGUUGUACUUUUUAGCACUUCAUGCACAGACACAAACAUUGAAUCUAAAAGGAAGUCUCAGCAUCUUUUUAACCUGUUCCAGGAGUUCAGACAGCGCAAAAAGCUCUUGGUAACAAGCAGAAAAAGGAGGGAGAUUUCCUUUUGCAGCUAAUAAUGUAGUCUGCAGUGCAGGUGUAAUUUUGAUGAGCAAGUGCUCAGUACUUUUCUUGGUGAAAAUUAUGACUGCUGUUCUUGCUUUUAACAGCAAUAAAUAAUAUUUGUAAUAAGGGGAUGAGGGAUGGUCAAAAGGAAAGAUAGGGAAGGGGGUGGAUUGAAUGUGUGGAAAAGGUAGAAGCCUUCUGUAGAUUUUGACUAGUUCUGCAUGUCAUUCUUCAUGCACCAAGCUAAGUUCAGGUAACAUUCAAUGACUCGUAUCCAUAAUACCAACCCAUUUGUUGCAUUUUCAAUCUCUAAGAUGAAGAAGAUGAGGAUCAGAUAAGAAGAGAAGCUGGAAACAGUGAUGAAGAAUCUGAGGUAGAUGGGGAGGAAGAGGAAGAAGAGGAAGGGGACAAUUCUGCUGCUGGCGAUGGUAAUGAUGAUGAUGAUGAGGAGGAUCAAGAUAGUGAAAGCUGUGAAGAUGAUAAUGGUUCUGACCUUGAAUCAGAUGGUAAAAAAGCAAUAAAGUUGUGUUUGUGUAAAAUCUAUGGAUUCAUGUUAAUGUUUGGAAAAAUACAUUUUUUUCUUUUAAUUACAUUGAAUGAUGCAUAAUUAGGGUUAGGGUAGUAAUGAAUAAAGGGGAUAAGUCUCUAAAGAAAAUGUGGUGCUGCAUCGGUGGAAGAGUAUAACAGGGUAAAUUGGUGAUUAAUUAUCAACUGAGUUGAUAAGUUACAUAAAUUGGCCUCCAUAAAGAGUUACAAAGCUGAUGUUUGGAGUGUUGGGAGAAUAACAUAUAAAGAACAUAAAGGGGUUGAAGAGAACAAAAGCUACAUCAGUGAGCAAAACUAUCUCAUGCAUUUACAUUAAUUUUUUUUGUUUAUUGGAUCUACAGUUAGCAAUGAUGGUAUGGAAGAUGAGGCCGACUCUGAAAUUGAAAUACCAGGAAAUCAACAGCAACAACAAAACAAUGUGGUAAUUGACAUUGAAUUUAAUUUUUUAUAUUUCCUGAACCAAUAUUUAAAUUAAUCUUCUGCCAAUUAUUCUUAUGUGAGUCUGAAUCUGUUAAACCACCAGCAGCUUAUCAGUGAGGUUACUUAUACUUCUACCAUAUACAAUGUUUUGUCUCAGUAUUCCUUAGACAUUUUCUUCCAAUACAAACUCAAUUCUUUCCUUCUCUUAAUCAGACCAUGUUUGAUUUUUUUAAGCAAAAAGAAAAGACAGAGGCAGAGGUUGUUGAGCCAACAAAAGAAGAACUACCUUUUACUUUUAAAGGUAAAUCUGAACCUCCCACAUUUUCCUUACUUAUCCAUUUAUCCACUUAUCCAUAAAAAAAAAGCUUCUUGAUGGCAUUAGAAAAUGAAGUUUGCUAAUUCUGGCAUCUGGAUCCCCAUUGAUUUACUGAUUGCUUUUUGCUUUUAAUUUCCAGCACCAAAAUCUCUUCAAGAAUUUAAGGAAUUCAUAAAGGGCUGGUAAGCAAAAAUGUUUUUGACUCAGAUGAAAAAAAUGUAUCACGAGUAAACAGUAUCAUAAUUUAAAGUGAUAAGAAUUUACAGCAGUACAACAAUUAAAAUGUAUAUAGUGAACUUCAAGGUGUUUUAAGGAUGAAGUUUCUGUUUGACUUGGCAAAUAUGUGUCUUCUCUUUUACUUGUAUCUCAAAGGUCAUUUAAGCAACAGUUAACAAUCAUUGACAGAAUCAAGGCAUGCCAUAAUCCCAAGAUUACCCCUGCAAAUAAACCAAAGAUGGAGGUAAAGAUUAAAAGAUAGCUUUUUUAGUGUUGCUGUUUUAAGGCUGAGACUCAGUAGGCUGCAUGUUGUGGAGAUAAAUUACAGCAGUAAGUCCUCAUUUGUGACUGUCAGAGUUUUUUUUUACUUUUUGUGAAUAACUUUGUCUGUGUGACCAGUCACACCAAUCUGGUUUGAAUUUGUACAACUGAUAGCAGUAACAUAACUUUACCAUAAGCAAAGUGAUUGUCUACCAAGGUUUGUCAUAAUGAGUUGUUUUAGAAGUAGCACAGAGAGCUGCCUGUUGUUUCAAGGCAUCUUAUACUGCAAAGUGCUGCUCAUGUAGUUUAGAACCUGUAUCAGAGCUAUUGUGACUGGAUACUUGGGAAUGAGCAUCCCAAAUGUUUUUAUGGUUGGCAAGAAUGUUCUUGUUCUCAGCUCUCAAUGUCUUUCUAUAACUCCAUAUACAGUGUACCCUUACCGGCUUAUCUACAUUUGCCAUCAUUGACCAAAUCUGAUCACUGUUGACUGGGUUUGGUGUCAUGAUAAGCAUUUUGGAGUACCCAAGAAGUUAGAAGAAUUUCUGUGGUCAUCAUUUUGUCAUUGCAACAAUUAAUAACUUUUUAAAGGUUUUGUUCACCAUUUUGUUGGAUUAUGUCGGUGAACUCUCCCAGAUGGGUCCUGAAGGAAUCAAGAUGAUUGAUGAGCUGUCAAGGUAGGCGUAUUUUCUUGUAGCUGAAUUUUACGCAUCCACUUUUUGCCUUUUAAUCUAGCGCCAGUGAAAAAGGAUUGUAAUUGAUUUUAAAUGAGACGCACGGAAAUCUCAAUGGAAGGACAUUUUUUUAGCAUUCCUGUUGUACUGGAGAAAAAAUAUUUGAAUAACGUUGGGGAAACACGACAGCCUGCGAGCUGGCUUAACAGACGGCAGUGAGAGGUUUUAUAUACGUAGCGGUAGGCCGCUGGUAACCAGCUUUUAUUGAAAUGUUACUGAAUUUGGGACAAGAUGAAAGCACCUCAACCAUGUUUAUCCCAUCGUUUUGUGAUGAUGCGUUUAACUCUUGCGUUGCAGACAUCUCUUUGAUGUAUCCCAGUACUCUCCGGUACACUCCGCCAAGUGCAUGCAACAGAUUGUAGAGGAUAUACACAAGAAAUUCACCCAGAAUUGCGACAAACAAGGCAAGAGUGCUUAUGCGUGAUUCAUCCCCUUGUCUUUUCUUUAAAAUUCCUCACCUUUCCUUCCUGGCCUGCGAGCAGGCCUGCGGACAGAUUUGAGGCUAGUCGGCGAGAGGUUAACUGGGGUCUGGCGUUAUCAGUGUUAGAUCGCUGGCAGACCUUUCGCAGGCUCGCGUUUCUCAUGGCCUCAUGUUUUCCCGCGGGUGAAGAAACGCUCGUGCUGAAGUGCUGAUAAUGAGGGCCUGCUCGCAGGUUAUUCCUUCUCUUCUAACUUUACUUUCUUAUUUUUAUCAUCUUCAGGUGGAAAAGGAAUGUUCCUGGGUCUUACUGAGGUACGUCUGUCUGUAAACAAGACUCAGAUUGGCCACACAGUUCUUUGCGGCCAAGUGAGGAAAAUGACUCUGAACAGCUUCUUUCGCCGCAUAUUAUGAGCCAUAAUUAGCAUCAAAACUCGCGCUCUUCGCUCAGGAAAUUGGAUUCAAAGUCAGAAAAAUUAGUGACUUAGCUACGUGAGUGUUACGCGCACCUAGUGCUGAUUACGCGAUUUGGUUUGAGUUUUCAGUGGUUCACUAACUAAUUCACCUUAGUUAAAAUCGAUGUUGCAAUUCCUUUUUCGAAGAAGAACCGCGUCAGCACCACGCACAGGAGGCAGGAGGUGUUUUAUUUCUCACCUAACUCAUCUCGUUAUUUCUGUGCUAAAUAAAUCAUGGAGCUCUUGUUAUCAAUGUGGGAAUAGUCUGUAAGGCUGCCCAUAGACGCAAGCUCAAUACACAAACGUUAAACGCUCUGAAAGGCCAUCCUAACUUUUUGAUGAUAACCACAGUUACCAGUUGGUCCUAUUCCCUGGUACCCGGAACAUUCAUCCUCCCCCCCCUCCUCCUUCCCUCCUCCCCCACCCUCUCCCCCCACCCGAGUUACCCUGGCGAGCUAACUUUUCUUUAAGCUAUUCAACCAACUGUUUACAUGAAAAUGGUGAACUCGUCUCGGGGAGCAGUUUUUCAGGCGGGACAGCCUUUUUCUUUAUAUAAACACUUCAGCUUGCCUACACGAGACGAGACGGCUGAAAAUGUUUCCUUCCGUUCGCCAUUUUGUCCAAUAUGCACCCUUCGUAGCUGUUACGAGGGAGGUUGGUGAGGGAACAGCUGUUACAAAUCCAACUCCAUAUAAACGCUCCGUUAAUUGGUAUCGAGGGGGAGGGUUGUACUCGAGACCAUUUAAAUAUUUGGUACAAAACUUGUGACCUGUACUGAUGGAGCAAAGGAGGUCCCUGAAAACCGUAUCCCUCUAAAUCCUCUAUAUCCUCGUAUAUCCUCGUAUCCCGUAUCCCUAAACCGCCUCACUCUUCAUAUAAGAUUACUCCUAUUCGUGUUUGUUUCAAUUCUUAGCCCAUCUGAUCUAAGAAAAGUUAUCGUGCCUCUGCUUAGCUUUGUUCACUUUCAUGUUGGUGAGUUACUGAAAAAAUUAUUGAAAAUUAUCUUAUUUUGUUUCAGUUGCUUUAUCUUCGCAUCGUAUCGAUGUUGUUUUCGACGUCAGACUUCAGACACGCUGUUUGUACACCAGCUAUGGUUCUUCUCUCCCAGGUUCUUGGCCAGGUAGGAGUUACAGGCUGAUGUUGUUUAUCCGAAAUGUAUGCCGUGAUAUAAACAGUUGUAUACGGGGCAUUAUGGUACACAACCAGUCAGAGAGGAAAGGCGGUUUGUUUCUAAAGAAACUGUGGUGCUGCGUCGGUGGGAGUGUAUAACAGGCCAAUUUAUUAUCAUCAAAUGAAUUGAGAACGUAAAUUGGCCACCGUGAAGAGUUUCGAAGCUGACGUUUUGAGCGUUAUCCCCUCGUCAGAGCGUUGGCCCAUUCGCUCUGACGGAGAGCUGCCGCUCGAAACGUCUGCUUCGAAACUUUUGGUUUCCAAUAUACGUUAUCAACUCAGUUGAUAAUACUAAAUUCUCCAAUCAGAGAAGAGUAUUGCGCUACAUUACGUCACCAUCUUGGAGGUAAUUUCGGCUUUAUGAUUGUUUUAAUUAUACCACGUGGUAGAAAAUACUCUUCUCUUAUUGGCUGUGAACCAUAGUCCCCCCCGUAUACUAAUGUGAACGAAGAUGGUUUGUUUAUAUUUGAAGUGCUAACUCUGAAGCUGUUUUUCGACUGAACCAUUUCAUGACUUUGCCGCUCCAAACCCUGAGUCCAACUUCAUUGAAUAACUGAUGUUUUUGUUUGCAGAGUCCUGUACGGUGCAUAAGAGAUGUACUUAGGGGUCUUUUUGUCUGCGAUUUGUUUUACGAGGUUCGUUUGCUGAUUGUAGUUUGAUUAUUUAAGUCUUUAUACUCCACCGUCAGUAUGCAUAUUCUUCUUACUGUUCUCUAUACAUUUCCUAUGAUAGUGACGUGGAGAAUCUGUUUAACAAUCAUGAGCUUCUCUGGUGGGAGAUCAUUUGCCUUAUUUUCAUGGGCAUAAUAUUUGAUUCUACAGUGAUACUGUAAGGAGAAAUAAAAUCCCAAUCACUCUUAGGGAUUAAAGGGUUAAUUUUUUAACUUGUGCAAACGAGUUUUUAUGGGGACUCUGACUUGCAAAUGGUAAGAAGUCGUCCCUAACUCGCCCGAACACGAAACCAUAUCGGAGUAGUAACCGCACAUAAACGAUAGAAAGCCUUUGUUACAGUUCAUACAGUCUUGGUGUUAAUGUAUUUUGCAGUUCGUAUCUCUCUCCAAGCGAUUCGUACCUGAGGUUGUCAACUUCCUCUGUGGUAUUCUCUUUAUGGCUUCGAAGAAAGAAGUCCAUACCCGUAAGUGUCCACUUACUCAUUGUGUAUUUCAGUAUUAAAACAUUCCCGUGGAAAAUUUGGUAGUUAGGUUUUGUUGCCCCUUCACUCGUCCUUAGGCGUCUUCAUAACGCGCGGAGUACGGGGGUGUGGUGGGUGGGAAAGUGGCUCGUCACACCUUGCGCUCCCGCGUCGUCAAUGCCAUUAAGAAGAAUGGGGACGAGUCAGUGUCAUGGUAAUGCUGUUUUGCAGUAUUCUGCUGUUUAUCUUUUUACCGUGUUGCUUCUUCUCCCGUCAUCUCUUACCUUAAUCUCUGUUGUCCACCUUGAAUUCUUACUCCUUUACUCUUUAUUCCUCCUUUUUUCCUCCUAUUUCUUUCCCCUCCUUCUUCAUAGAGCAUUUGCGCUUAAAUGAUGUAUCGAUUUUCACAGCUCAGCUUGUUCUCCCGUUUAAACACAGCAGCAAAUGGCGCGACCUUCUCAAACUUCAGUCAGAUUCAAGGUAAGUGAUAAAGCUCGUAAUCUGCUCGAGAACCCAGUGCCAUCUGUGAGUACUGUUAUUUUACUUUGAACAGAAAGCAUCAGGUUGCUGGUAAAACCUGGAAAAAGACACAGGCUUAUACAAACAAACAAACAAACGACCAAAGACGCCCGGAAUAAACGUUCACGGUAGUUUUAAACUAUUUCCCUUUCCUGAGAAUUCAACGGAUCCUUGAAAGACUCUUCCAGUAGCAGUGAACACAUUUAAUUCAAAGGUUUUAUCAUACACCCUCCUGUCCUGAUUUACGCCCAUAACGUUAGGAGAUAACUUUUUCACCUGCUAAUGGUCAGUUUGACCGACCGGUUUCAGUUCUUUGACCGUCAAGCCCUUACCGCUGACGACUCUGGGAGAAAGCACGGCAGAUGUACAGACGACAGAUGAAACAAGGUAAAGAACGAGCUUAAAGCAUUUCAAGAAUUAAAAUUCGGCCAAUCCACAGCUGUUCUUCCUGAUGAGUUUUUCUAUUAUAUUGGGCAACUGGCUAACACUGAUUUCUUGCAGGCUUGCCGCAACGCAAAGAUAGCGCUUUGUAUUAAAAUCUGAGCAAUGAGAAAUGAGAAUCCUGUUAGAUCAAUCGCCAUAUCCUUUCUAAACUCGUAAAAGACAGUUUCCUUGACCUUUUUCUGUGCCUUAACUCCCCGUCCUUUUUCCAGGGGGGGAAAAACUCCUUUCAGGUGGACAACCGCUAUUAAGCAGGUCCAUACAAGAGUGAUUUUCUGUGGAUCCCCCGACGUCAGUGCUUUUGGAACACUUUUAGCCUAUACAUUCAGACCCGACUAACUGGUUAUCAAAUUGUCCAAUUUUUUUCAAAUGAUGUUAUAACAAUAAGCGACCCCCUCUUUGCCAAUUUUAAUACAGAGUUCGAAAGUUACGAGAUGAAAGCUGAAUCACUUGAGGUACAUUACUUAUACCCACCCUUAAAUUUCUGAAAUAAUUUUUUGCAGGCCUUUUUGUCUCCGUUUUGAGACACCCACACAUUUUUUUGUUCUUUACUCCUACUUUAGAAUCGUUGUUCCAGCAGUCCUUCAUCAACGUGCGAAGGGGGCAGAGGUUACUUUGAAAUAUCCCCGGUUUGCUGUCGGGCUUUUUGAGCAAUUAUGAAGUGUUUUAUUUUUUCUUUCUGCAGGGUUAACUCAGUCAACCAUUGCUUGUCCAUUUUGCAAAAAUUUGUUGAUUUGUACCAGGACUUACCCGCAAGUUUUGAGAUAUUUUCUCCUGUGAAAGAACAUUUACAAAGGUAAGGGAUGAGUGAACCAAAGUUCACAGGUAACUACAAGAUUAUGAUAAAUUUUCUGAAUGAUUACAAUUUGACCAUAAUGGGUGUGGCAUAGUACUAAACAAGAUUUGUUUGAUAUUUCAGAAUACCUUCAGAUCUUUAUCCUACUUCUGUUCAGGUAACAUAGGGCAAGAAAAGUGUUUUGAAUGAAUUAGUUUUACUAAAAAAAUUAGUGUCUGAGCUCAAAUACCAACACUUGUCGACAAAACUUCUUGCUUCUUGUCACACUGUUUUAUUGAUUUAUGUUGCUUAAAUGUGAAGUUCUCUGAUUGCUCCACUUUCCAAUGCUCUCAAGCGUUGUUUCUUCCUCAAUUUAAUUCCCUACAUGUAUUUAGUGAUUUCUUUUUAAUUUAAAAGUAGCGAUUGGAUUAACUUUGCUUAACCCUUUACAACACUAACAUCAGUAUGUUUAUUCUCCACACUCUUCUCUAUACAUUUACGAAGGUGGUGAUAAGGAGAAUUUAUUAAACAAUGAAGAGCUUCUUUAGUUGAUGAUCACUUCCCUUAAUGUGUGAUUUAGAGGUGAUAUUGUAAGGAGAAAUUAGAUGCUAGCCCUAAGGGGGCUAAACCCCUAAGGGGGCUAAACCCCAAAGGGGGCUCAACCCCAAAAGGUUAAGAGAGUACAAUAGUUCACUGCCUCUGUUAAAGAAUAAAGAAGUCCGAUUUUCAAGGGAAAAUUGCUCUUGCUGUUGAUGCAAUGUGUUGUUCUUUAAAUCAGAUUUAGAAUGUUGGAUUUGUUUAUUUCGGUCGGGAACUGAACACUGACUCUUGCUCUUUUUCCUUUCCAUGUUUUAUUCAGGAAAUUUACCGCAACCUUCAAACGAGAACAAAUGAACUCUUCACCAAGAGCCUGAAUCGUAACCAUCUCACGUUACAAGCGCGUAAACCGGAACCUAUCAAGACAUACGAACCAAAGUUUGAGGAGCAGUGAGUGUGAAUCAUUUUUACAUCUUUUUCAGUGACUAUCUAUUCGCUACUGUUGUUGUUUGAGUGAAAUACUAAAUCAAAUUAAGUCCAUUGGUUGGGGGAACGGUAUUUAUCAGCCAAUGAACCCGGCUAUAACCUUCUCUCUCUUGUCUUGAGAGUAUAAAGAAAAAACGCGACUCUAUCCCCGGGUAUUUCUCUCCGAGCUGCCAUCUUUGUGUUCCUUCCAAAUUGCCUUAUUCAACCUUUUUGCAAGAGCUCAUUGGUACGUGAUUGAACCACAGUUCAUAUGUGGUAACUGUUUGUUUCAUCAUGUUUCACUUCUUCGUUUCCGCAUCGUCUCGGGUUGACAUCUGCUGAUUAAAAAAUUUAAACAAAGAGAGAAAAAGCAAGAGGGCAAUCAUUUUCGUGUGCAGUUUGUAAAGCCCCGCCCCUGUCCCGCCCAAUAUGGCGUCACUUACUUAUGUUGUCGAUCGCGACGUCAUUUGUAGUCGAUCGCAUAGCAAGCGAUAUGUUUUCAGGUUCUUUGUAGAGAAUCAUUUUUGUCAUCAACGUUAUUCACUGUGUUUACUUUACAGUUACGAGGUUCGAUCAAGGAGAGGUACCGGGAACAAAGCAACGAACGAAAAGCAGAAGCUACGAUACAAAUACAAGAGAGAAUUUAAGGUGCAGCUUCUUAUUCAUUCUUUGUGUCAGCAUAUUUCUAAAAAAAUAUAAAGUUUCAAUUCCAACCCUUUCCUUUGCACUGGGCACUUCUGGUGACCAGAAAUGGUUGGUGGUUGGGUUAUUAUUUGCGUUUGAUACCAGCUACCAUUCUGUGGAACAUUAACAGUUCACGAUACAGAAACUCGGAUAAACUACGAUGGCUGUGAUCAGCUCAUUACAGCAUUAAGGUCUCUUUUGCUUUGUUGGUGUGUGCUGUCUAAGAGAGUGUUCCGGGAUGUUUUUUUAAUGGUCACAAUUACAUUGGUCAGGUAUGAGUCUUUUCAAAAGUGCGAUUUUAUCCGGCUUAGGGAAAAGUGUUGCCCUGAAUUUUCCUUAAAAUAUACAGCAAGUACCUCAGCCCUUUAUUCCUUAACAUCAGUAUCCAUAUUCUCCAUAUUGUUCUCUGUGUAUUUCCAUCGGUACUGACAAGGAGAAUUUGUUAAACUAUUCAAGCUCCUUAGGUUGCCGAUCAUUUUCUUCAUUCUCGUGAUCUUAAUGAAUGUAUUACUGUAGGGAGAAAUUACUUGCUGGUCACCCUUAGGGUUAACUAUCAGAAGCAAUAUCGUCGUUAAGCUUAUGGUAGAACAAUAUGUGUAUGUUGUCUCUUGUUACAAUUUGUAGGGCGCUAUAAGAGAAAUAAGAAAGGAUAACCAGUUCCUAGCGAAACAAAAGCUGAAAGAACAGUUAGAGAGGUAAGUCGAAUUGAAGCAUGCAUUUUUACUCACUCUGUACCUUGUGGUUAGUCAGAAGUUGCAACGAAGGAGGCAGCUCUUCUCUUUGGUCCAAAAUGGUUAUUCCGAUCACCUUAUUCACUGCUGUUUCAUUCAUAUUCCUCUAGGGACACAGAACGUUUGCAUAAAGUCAAGCAAAUUGAACAUAUGUUGUCUAACCAGCAAGCGGAAACCAAUGCCAUGAACCGGAAGAAGAGGAAACGAGGAAAGUAAUAAGAGAAUAAACGUGAACCGAACUGGCUGGUCACGUGUUCUCGUGGCGUCUCACUCAACGAUGGACUUUCCGUGAACCUCCGAUACGAAAUUAACUUAAUGACGAUUUGUCUUCUUCAGUCGCCGUGAUUUUUCUUCUCUGUCUCGGAUCAUUUAGCAGCCUUAUUGACCACAACCGAAAAGCUACAGACAGUUUGAACAACCAUUGGGUUCCAUUUAGAACGAUGAGUUUUUUUUUAUUCAUCCAUGCAGUAUUUAGGUUCGAGCAUAGACUUGGGGCAACUCAACAGUCGCCUCCAACAGGAAUCGAUCGAUGGUCCCAUUAGGCAGUGAGCUAAAAAGUUAUGAAAUAAAAUUAUUCUCAAC
Molecule: messenger RNA, 16348 nt
Organism: Pocillopora meandrina
Lineage: Eukaryota; Metazoa; Cnidaria; Anthozoa; Scleractinia; Pocilloporidae
Source: the annotation of a GenBank genome assembly